Cantharellus anzutake is the source of this 405-nucleotide messenger RNA. RefSeq lists its product as uncharacterized. Bases 1 to 405 code for a protein of 134 amino acids. The transcript has 2 exons. The record is from RefSeq and is a predicted model, not a curated record. NCBI's taxonomy places the organism in Eukaryota, Fungi, Basidiomycota, Agaricomycetes, Cantharellales, Hydnaceae.
AUGCCUCUGAAGUGGAAGCAAGCUGAUGUCGAUGCUGAUCUUGGCAACACAGACCCAUCCCUCGAUAACAAACGACAUCAUACACCCUGGGCCAAGGGGGAAUCCACAAACCCACCUUCCAAGCAUGCUGUUUGGAAAUCGCAUGAGGAAGCGGAGCUCAUCCACUCCCUUCUUGAAGUUAAGCGUGCAGGUGGCACCUCAAAUAUCGGGUUCAAAGACAAGGUUUGGAACUCAGUUUCCACACACUUAACUGAGGAAUGUGGGACUGUGUUCAAGCCGAGUGCUUGUAAGAAUAAGUAUGGCAAGUUAAAACAGGUAUACUGGGCCGUCAAAAGACUUUCAGAGCAGUCAGGAUUUCCAUGGAGCAAUGAGAAUGGUGCUGAUAGAGCGAUAAGUUUUUGUUGA